UGAAGGGAGUCUUUCAGCUGACGUGGUAUAUGAUCUCUCUUCUAGUGGAAGAAAAGGCUGAGAAAUUGUGACUACCACCUGCUAGCUUGGUAUUCAGCACAUUAAAAAUAUGAAUAAAAGGACAUUUGUAAUGUACCUGGAAAUUGGUUCCUUUGUAUCAUCUGUGGUUGGAUGGAUAUUGGUUUGUUCCACCAUGCCGAUGGAAUACUGGACAUUUUCAGAGGUUGUAUCUUCAGUCAUUACUACCAAUUACUACCAUUCCAACCUGUGGAAAGACUGUACCACUGAUUCAACUGGGAUGGUUGACUGUAAGGCUUUUCCAACAUUGCUUGCUUUGAAACCUUAUAUCCACGUAUGUCGAGCUUUAAUUAUCAUCGCUAUUCUACUGGGAUUAUUUGGAGCCAUUCUAGCCCUGGUAGGGAUGAAGUGCACCAAACUCGGGGGGUCAGAAAUCACAAAUGCAAAAGUUACCUUUGCUGCAGGGAUUAAUUAUAUGACAUCAGGUUUUUGUUCUGCUUUAGCUUACAGCUGGUAUGGAUAUAAGGUCGUUUCAGAGUUUCUUGAUCCCAACUACCAGGGACAAAAGUUUGAGCUUGGACCAGCAAUCUAUAUUGGAUGGGGUGGGUCUAUUCUUCUCACAGCUGGUGGAGUGAUUUUCAGCAUUUUUGGAGGAAAGGAGGGCUGUCAUUCAAGCACAGUGACUAAAAAGAAAAGCUUGACAUAUUCAACAUAUGGCAAUGAAGUAACAGAGCCAAGCAAACCAGCAAGGAAAUAUUCACCUUUACGUCAACCUCACAUUCAAAGCAAGAGGACUGGGCACAUUACAAGAACUAAAGACUCUAAGAAGGAAUACGUUUAGCUUUUUUUGCUUCGUUAUUAACAAACUCGGGGCACUGCAGCAAAUGUUGCAUUGGAGAUCAAAAGCAUGUACUUUACAAUUACUAGAUCAUAUCUUGAUAUUUUGGAAUCCAACUGCUCUGAAAGCAAAUAACCUUGCAUUUGCUAAUAGAUAUAGUUUAGUUUAGGUUGUUAGGCCAGAAGUGUCAUUUCUGAAUUUCUAUGCAGUUCAUGUGUAACCAUCUUCUCCAUAGGUACACAUGAUCACAACAUUGAACUACUUAAUGUGUGU
Tachysurus vachellii is the source of this 1129-nucleotide messenger RNA. It is a transcript of the gene cldn10c, whose product is annotated as claudin 10c. Lineage: Eukaryota; Metazoa; Chordata; Actinopteri; Siluriformes; Bagridae. The transcript is spliced from 5 exons. Gene Ontology annotation, biological process: bicellular tight junction assembly; cell adhesion. Bases 110 to 859 code for a protein of 249 amino acids. Gene Ontology annotation, cellular component: bicellular tight junction; plasma membrane. The record is from RefSeq and is a predicted model, not a curated record. Gene Ontology annotation, molecular function: structural molecule activity.